AAAGCAGGCCCUUUUAGAUCAUGUGGAAUUCCGUCAAAAGUGACAUUGAGCAGCCACAGAGAGAAAUCAGCUUGGCUGUCUGUCUGACUGAUGCUGUCGUCCAACCUGGGCAUUCGUGUGUUAAACAGCAGAAGAGACUUCGACCUGGUCGGCCUUGUGGAGUGGGAGUCAGAAUAACAAAUCUUCAGGUGAAACAAGUGCCGCUGAUUCAGCUUCCCAGCACAGCAACACCAGGAGUGCAAAUGCGUAUAAAGACCCCUCAGAGUUCUGGAGACCGCCUGAGUCAGUCCAAGUCCAUGGUGCUGCAGGACACUGACCUUCCUCAGAAACCAAUCUCUCGACAUCGCAGAAAUCAAUCUCAACAAAAUGCAGAAGCUGUCGCAUUUGAACCACUGGUGGAUAUGAAGAGUGAACACCUGAAUGUGGCCAAGAUCUCAGAGGGGGGUAAGAAGCAGAGGAAGAACUGGACUUCAAUGUGGACUGUGUUGACCUCAGACCAGCUGCUGUUUUAUAAAGAGAAACAAGAAGCUCAUGUGAAAGCAGGAGGUAAAACAGAUGUGGUUCAACUCUGUGGGGCUGCUAUUGAGUGGACGACAGAGAAAUCCAGCAGGAAAAAUGUCUUCCAGAUUACAACCAACACAGGAAGUGGGUACCUGGUCCAGACGGACAGUUACUCUGCUGCCAGUAAGUGGUACGACGCCAUCAGAAAGACUGUUGACUCAUCAACUAAAGAUGACAGAGGAUUUCCUCUGCGGAGGUCAAACAGCACAGAGUACCUGUCCAGACACAGCUCCUUACCUGGAUAUGGGUCUGCGAUCCCCAGAACCAAGCAGCCAAACCCGGUUCACAGACGCUCCAUCAAUAUGUUCAGCAGCUCGAAGCUGAAACACAGCGCCUCUGACAGUGCCGACAAGAACGGAGUAAAGAACAGACUGAAGAAGUUCAUCAUCAGACGUCCGUCCAUGAAGACCCUACAAGAAAAAGGCCUCAUCAAAGAUCGAGUGUUUGGGUGCCAUCUGUUGACUCUCUGCAAACGAGAAGGAACCACGGUACCAAAGUUCGUCCAGAUCUGUUUGGAUGCUGUUGAGAAGCGAGGUCUGGAGGCCGACGGGAUCUACAGAGUCAGUGGAAAUCUAGCCACAAUCCAGAAACUGCGUUUCAUCAUUGAUCAAGAGGAAGAUCUGGACUUGGACCACAGUCAGUGGGAGGACAUCCAUGUGGUCACUGGAGCCCUGAAGAUGUUUUUCCGUGAGCUUCCGGAACCUCUAUUCCCCUUCAGGUUCUUCCAGCCUUUAGUGGAGGCCAUCAAAACCAAAGAAUCCAAACAGAAAAUUCAGGCUGUGAAGAAACUGAUUCAAGAUCUGCCCAAACCCAACCAUGACACCAUGAAGCUGCUCUUCACCCAUCUGCAACGCGUUUUGGUCUUUUCCAAGAAGAACCUGAUGUCCACUCAAGGUAUUGGUAUUGUAUUCGGCCCAACGCUGAUGUGGCCAGAGCUGGAAGCAGGAAACAUGGCGGUCAACAUGGUAUACCAGAACCAGAUCGUUGAGUAUAUCCUCAUUGAGAGCCAGGAGCUCUUCAACAUGGAUAGGAAGUAACGUGGUUGAUGGACUCAUUUACUCAUCUAAAAACAGCCACAUUUUUCUGUUAUUUCACUGAAGCUGAGUUUUGUUCAGGCUGUGAUGUUAAAUAAAUACUUUUAACUG
Messenger RNA from Melanotaenia boesemani (Boeseman's rainbowfish), 1706 nucleotides. It is a transcript of the gene arhgap15, whose product is annotated as Rho GTPase activating protein 15. The record is from RefSeq and is a predicted model, not a curated record. The transcript is spliced from 14 exons. Gene Ontology annotation, cellular component: cytoplasm. Lineage: Eukaryota; Metazoa; Chordata; Actinopteri; Atheriniformes; Melanotaeniidae. Bases 21 to 1598 code for a protein of 525 amino acids. Gene Ontology annotation, biological process: regulation of GTPase activity; signal transduction.